Messenger RNA from Plasmodium relictum, 1854 nucleotides. Its product is annotated as conserved Plasmodium protein, unknown function. Lineage: Eukaryota; Apicomplexa; Aconoidasida; Haemosporida; Plasmodiidae. The transcript has a single exon. The record is from RefSeq and is a predicted model, not a curated record. The coding region runs from base 1 to 1854 and encodes 617 amino acids.
AUGAGUAAUUAUAAUAACUCAGAUAUAUCAAAAAGAUAUGUAGAAAAUGAUGAAAAUGUUUUAAUACAUGAAAACAGGAAAAAUAUUAAUUAUAGAAAUAUAAACAAUAAAUUUUAUAAAAAUAAAAAUUUUAAUGAAAAAAUAAAUAAAAAACAAAUCUUAGAAACUGAACAUAAGAGUAAAAUAAAUUUGUCUAUUAUUAAAACAAAAUUAAUAGAAAAUAAUAGUGAAAAUUUUUUAAAUAUUAAAGAUGAUACAAAAUUACAUAAAGAAAUAAAUGAUACAGAAUUAAAAGAAAAUGAUAAAAUAAAACACAAAAGAGAAGAAAUUAAAGAAAUAGCUAAUAUAUGCAUAGAAAAAAAUCUAGCAGUGACAAGUGAAAAUAUACAAAUAGUAAGAAAACUGAAAGAAAAAAGAAUCUUGGAAGAGCAAAUAAAUAAAAAUGAGAAUAUUAAAAAUCUACAAGAGAAAAGAAGAAUUUUAGAAGAAAUAGAGUUUCAUGAAUGGGCUGAUAGGGAAAAAAGAAUAAAAGAAUUACAAGAAAAAAAAAUGAAAUUAUUAAAAAGAGUUAUUGAGCAAAGGAAUGCAGAAAAGGCUGAUAAAAUAUUUUAUGAAGUAGAAAAAAUUAUACAAAAUAAAGAUGAAAAUAAGGAUAAAAUAAUUGAAAAUUUUGAAAAAGAAAAAGCAAGAGAUAUGAGAAAUUUAUUUGUGGAAAGAAAAAACAACCUCAAAACAAUUUUUAAUCAAAAAAAUGAUAUAGUAGAUGAGAUGAAUGAUUACACCUCAAAUCAUAAUUUGCAAUUAGAAAGAAAUGGAAUAAUUCCAAAUAAAAUAAAUGAUGAAAUUUCAAAUAAAAUUGAUAAUUUAUUCAAUUUAAAUAAUAUGAAUGAAUUAGAUACUACAUUUGAUAAAUCUUUUAAUCAUACAUAUGGUGAAAAUAAGUAUGAUAAAUUUUCUAAAUAUGAAAACAAAAAAAAUAAGCAUAUAAUAGAUACAUUCCACAGGUAUUUAAAUAAAGAAGAAAAAAAACAUACAGCUAAUGAUUAUUUGAUAAGUGAUACUUUUAAAACACAAAAAAAAACACAGUGUACGAAAAUAACUUUCCCUCAAAUAGUUGUAAAAAGCAUUGAAGAAGAUAAUUUUGAAAAAAAUAUUUUAUAUCUACAAAAUAUAUUAAGAGGAAAAGCAAUAAAAACAUUAAUGAAUGAUGGAAUAAAUUCUUAUAGCGAUUUAAUUGAAGAAUUAAAAACAUACGAAAAAAUAGAUCAAUAUAGUAUAAAUGAAAAAAAAUUAUUUGAAAAGGAAAAUUUUGAGUCAAUUAAAAUUGAUUCUUAUGUGGAAAAUAUUCAAGGGAAAUAUAUAUCAGAAUUAUUGGAUAAACUUUCUAAUGAAUUAGAGAAAUAUGAAGAAGAAAGAAAAAUAGCUGUGCUAGUAAAAUAUGCAGAGAGAGAAAGAAGAUUAAAAGAAUGUAAAGAAAAAGGAAAAAGGCAAGCUGAAAUUUUAUUAAGAGAAAAAGAAGAUUAUUUAUUUAAUGAAAUAAUGGGAUUAAAUAAUCAAACUGUUGAUUCUUAUUUAGAAGAUAUUUUAGGUAAGGCAAUAAAUGAUGCAUCUAAAGAGGAAGCGUUAAUAAGAACAAAAAAAAAAGCUGAACAAUUAAAUGAUAUUUAUAACUCUUUAGAAAAUAACGACGAUAAAAAUAAACUUAUUAUUAAAGAUUUAGUUGGAAACUUUAUUAUUCCAUAUGUUGAUAAGCAAAGAGGAAUGGAAUUUGAUCAAUUAGAACAAAAAAAAAAUGAUUACGUAUCUAAUUUCGCAACACAACAUGUAUUUUCAAAUAUUAAUCAAGCAUUUUAA